AUUAAUAAUCUAAUGCAUUUUCCAGGCGGGACCCCAUGGUCCCUCCGUUCUCCGUUGGAGGAGCAGAUCUGGAUCCCUUCGGGUCCCGUGGUGGUGGCGGGAUGAUCCUGGACCCCCUGCGGUCGGGGUAUCCUCGCUCUGGUUUUGACCCAUCAAGUGGAAUACCAGACAUCCUGCCUCCUGGAGCUGUUCCCCAGGGGGCUCGCUUCGACCCGUUUGGACCAGUUGGACGACCCAGACCAGGGCCGGACCCGGACCACAUGCCCCCCCCGGGGUAUGACGACAUGUUCAUGUAGUGCUUCCUUCUUUUCUACUCCCUGUUUGCUACUCACGACAACAUCCUGUCCUCCAGCCAAUAGGAGGAAGAUCUCCUCUUCCCCCCCUGCAGGGUUUGAUCCGCUUUAGUGGCCUGAAAAUAAAAAUGUUUGCCUUUUUUAUUUUCCCGUUUUUGAGAAAGAGGGUUUCAUAUUAUUGGUUUCUUAUAACUUAUGUACAACUCGUGUAUAUAACUUGUGUAGAAGUUCCCUUAGUGAUAAAUAUACAUCAGCAAAUGUGCUUUGUUUCCUCUGCUUCCUGGAGGAUAGAAGUGAGUUUAGAUGAUUAUUGUCCCAUUAAACUGCAUCUUGUAGUUCUAAUUUAUGCAUAAUAAAGAACAAGCGCUUGUAUUUCUGUUGUGGAGACAUCAGAAGAGCAUGACAUAUGGUUCCUUACAGCUGUUUUGUUUGGAUUGUUGUUGAUUCUACAACAUAGUUGAUGAAAUAUCCCAUGCCAAAAUAAAAGUCUUAGAUUAACAA
Molecule: messenger RNA, 794 nt
Organism: Notothenia coriiceps (black rockcod)
Lineage: Eukaryota; Metazoa; Chordata; Actinopteri; Perciformes; Nototheniidae
Product: proteasome inhibitor PI31 subunit-like
Exons: 3
Coding region: 36-296 (86 amino acids)
Biological process (GO): proteasome-mediated ubiquitin-dependent protein catabolic process
Molecular function (GO): proteasome binding; endopeptidase inhibitor activity
Source: RefSeq, a predicted model, not a curated record